AUGCUUCAGUUGAAGUUAAAUUUUAUGGUCGUUAAUGAGCGCGAGAAAUAUCUAGGGCUCCCAACGUACAUUGGGAGAUCCAAGAAAACUGUUUUCCAGGUUAUUCAUGAUCGAUUGUGGAGGAAGAUAAAGGGAUGGAAAGGGAGAUGUUUAUUGAGAGUCGGAAAGGAGGUGCUUUUGAAGUCCAUAGCUCAGGCGAUACCCACUUUUGCUAUGCAAUGUUUCAAGCUUCCGAAAGGGGUACUUGAUAGUAUGAAUUCUUUAUGUAGGAACUUUUGGUGUGGGCAAAAGGGUUAUGAGAGAAAGCUUUCCCUCAUUGGCUUGGGAAAACAGUGUAAGUCGAAGGAUGAUGGUGGACUAGGCAUGAGAGACUUGGCGAUUAUUCAACAAGGCACUGCUGGCCAAAUCAUUUUGGAGACUCAUCACUACACCUGA
Molecule: messenger RNA, 435 nt
Organism: Spinacia oleracea (spinach)
Lineage: Eukaryota; Viridiplantae; Streptophyta; Magnoliopsida; Caryophyllales; Amaranthaceae
Exons: 1
Coding region: 1-435 (144 amino acids)
Source: RefSeq, a predicted model, not a curated record